Molecule: messenger RNA, 618 nt
Organism: Capsicum annuum
Lineage: Eukaryota; Viridiplantae; Streptophyta; Magnoliopsida; Solanales; Solanaceae
Exons: 2
Coding region: 1-618 (205 amino acids)
Source: RefSeq, a predicted model, not a curated record
AUGAGGGUUACUAAUAGGAGUGGUAAGGUAUUGGCAAGCCCUCUUAUAGGAAAGACUGUGGUUGAUAUUGUGCCAUUUGAUAUUGAAGAAGUAGAAAUUGAUCAUCCAGUGGAGUCUGAGAAACUGGAUGAGAUUAUUUAUGAUACACCAUCCAACUAUCAGCAGGUUGAUGAGUUGGAGAAGAGAAAGAGAAAGGAGGUUGAAGUGGUGGUUACCACUCUCCUAAAAUCACCUUCUCUAUUUCCCCAUCAGUUGAAGAAAAAGGCCAAUGAUGCAAAGUUUAGGAAAUUUAUGGCCAUGCUUAAGAAGUUGACGAUCAAUUUUCCACUAGUGCAGGCAUUGGAACAAAUGUCCGAAAUUGGGUUUGGGGAGCCUACUCCCACAAACAUAAGACUAGUUAUGGCAGAUAGGUCUGUAAAGCGGCCCGUGGAGAUUCUUUAUGACGUAUUAGUGAAGGUGGCCAGUGUCACAUUUCCAGUAGAUUUUGUUAUCCUCAAUUGUGAGGAGGAUUUCGAAGUGCCCAUAAUCUUAGGUCGAUCUUUCCUCAGAAUCGGGAGUGUACUUAUUGAUUUGAGGACGCAUGAGCUACUAUUCAGGCUGAAUGAUGAGGUGGUUUAA